Molecule: messenger RNA, 921 nt
Organism: Penicillium chermesinum
Lineage: Eukaryota; Fungi; Ascomycota; Eurotiomycetes; Eurotiales; Aspergillaceae
Exons: 2
Coding region: 1-921 (306 amino acids)
Biological process (GO): lipid metabolic process
Molecular function (GO): phosphoric diester hydrolase activity
Source: RefSeq, a predicted model, not a curated record
AUGACAUUUGCUAAUCAGGGAUGGACCCGGGCUCUGCUCGGCGCUCUUGGGUUCUUGUCGGCCACCAAUGUCUUGGGCCAAGACACCUGUAACGGUCGCUCGGAAUACUGCACGCGCUCGUACUCGAACAUCACAUUCGUCGGCUCGCACGACUCGGCUUUCGUUGGCGACUUGCCUACCCAGAACCAGAACCUCAAUGUUACCGCCCAGCUCGACCUCGGUAUCCGCUAUCUGCAGGCACAGACCCACAAGUCCAUUGGCGAUGACUCCGUUCUCGAGCUCUGCCAUACCUCGUGUCUCCUGGAGGAUGCUGGCCCUCUGUCUGAUUUCCUUGGUACCGUCAAGAGCUGGUUGGAUGGAAACCCCGAUGAGGUGGUCACUCUCCUUCUGACCAACGGCGACUCGGUCGAUAUCUCCGUGUUCGGAGACACUUUCUCCGGCGUUGAUGGGCUCGUCAACUAUAUCUAUGUUCCUUCCAGCCAGCCCCUGGCCAUUGGUGACUGGCCUACCCUGGGUGACCUUAUCUCUGCUGGUACCCGACUUAUUGUUUUCCUUGACUACGGUGCGAACACCGACACAGUCAACUAUAUCAACGACGAGUUCUCGUACUACUUCGAGACUCCUUACGAUGUGACCGAUUCCUCAUUCUCCAACUGCAGCAUUGACCGUCCCCCUGGUGCCUCGGCUGAGGGCCGCAUGUACAUCGUCAACCACUUCCUGGACGUAGAUAUCCUGGGUGUUGACGUACCCGACCGUGACGCUGCUGGCACUACCAACGCUGCCACCGGCGAUGGAAGCAUUGGUGCGCAGGCCGACGAGUGUGAGGCUCUGUACAAGGUCAACCCCAACGUCCUCUUGCUUGACUUUGUCGACCAGGGAGAUCCUCUUGGUGCCCAGACCUCUCUGAACGGUCUCUCUUAA